AUGACGUGCUUCUGUUUGCCCUCGCUCUCUCCUCUCAGUCACACCCUCUUCCCUCAAUGCGCUGUGGUUAGAGUUGGAGUUUCUCUGGCCAGAAGCCUCUCCCGAUUGCAUGCGCGCGAUUCCGUUAUUCGCUCACCGGCGAAGAUUCGCGCUGCUCGUAAUGGCGGCGCUUUCGAGACCGAAACCGCCGUGGUGGAAAAGCCGCAAUUGGAGAGUCUCUUCCAAUUUUCCAGAGGCUGCCCUUCCCCCUUCGGUGCCACCGUUCGAGACGGUGGAGUCAAUUUCGCUAUUUACUCUCUCAACGCAGUCUCCGCCACCCUCUGUUUGUUUACUCUCUCCGAUUUUCAGAAUAAUCGAGUGACGGAGUAUGUUCCGCUUGAUCCUUUGUUAAAUAAGACUGGAGGUGUCUGGCAUGUUUUCCUGAAAGGAGAUUUUAGCGACAUGCUUUAUGGAUACAAAUUUGAUGGCAAGUUUUCUCCUCUCGAGGGGCACUACUAUGACUCUUCUCGUAUACUGUUGGACCCUUAUGCAAAAGCAGUAAUAAGUAGAGGGGAGUUUGGCGCUUUAGGACCUAAUGGUGACUGCUGGCCUCAUAUGGCUGGCAUGGUACCUUCUGAUCAUGAUGAGUUUGAUUGGGAAGGAGAUUUGCCACUGAAGUAUCCACAAAAGGAUCUUGUUGUAUAUGAGAUGCAUGUGCGAGGGUUCACAAAGCAUGAGUCGAGCAACACCAAGUUCCCUGGUACAUAUCUUGGUGUGGUGGAGAAGCUUGACCACUUAAAGGAACUUGGAGUCAAUUGUCUAGAAUUAAUGCCAUGUCAUGAAUUCAAUGAGCUGGAAUACUCCAGUUACAAUUCUGUACAAGGGGACUACAGCAUUGGAUGGGUCAAUUUUUGGGGCUAUUCAACCAUCAGUUUCUUCUCCCCAAUGAUCAGAUACUCAUCUGCUGGGAUACGAAACUGUGGCCGCGACGGGAUUAAUGAAAUUAAAUUCCUGAUCAAAGAGGCGCACAAACGAGGAAUAGAGGUUAUCAUGGAUGUUGUUUUCAAUCAUACAGCCGAAGGGAAUGAGAAUGGUCCCAUCAUUUCUUUCAGAGGUAUUGACAACAGUGUCUAUUACAUGGUAGCACCCAAGGGGGAGUUCUAUAACUAUUCUGGAUGUGGAAACACAUUCAAUUGCAGCCAUCCAGUUGUACGGCAAUUUAUAGUGGACUGCUUAAGAUAUUGGGUUACAGAAAUGCAUGUGGAUGGUUUUCGCUUUGAUCUUGCUUCUAUUAUGACCAGGAGUAGCAGUCUCUGGGAUGCAACCAAUGUAUUUGGUACUCCAAUAGAAGGUGAUUUGCUGACAACUGGAACCCCUCUAGGCAGCCCACCAUUAAUUGACUUGAUCAGUAACGAUCCUAUACUCCGGGGAGUGAAGCUUGUAGCUGAAGCCUGGGAUGCUGGAGGCCUCUACCAAGUUGGCACUUUCCCUCACUGGGGUAUAUGGUCAGAAUGGAAUGGAAAGUAUAGAGACACGGUGCGCCAGUUUAUCAAGGGUACAGAUGGUUUUGCUGGGUCAUUUGCUGAAUGCCUUUGUGGGAGUCCUAAUUUAUAUCAGGGAGGAGGAAGAAAACCAUGGAAUAGUAUUAACUUUGUAUGUGCUCAUGAUGGAUUCACGCUAGCUGAUUUGGUGACCUAUAACAACAAGCAUAAUUUGUCAAAUGGAGAAGACAAUAAUGAUGGAGAAAAUCAUAAUAAUAGCUGGAACUGUGGACAGGAGGGGGAAUUUGUCAGUACCUCAGUGCAGAAAUUGAGGAAACGACAAAUGCGGAAUUUUUUUCUCUCUCUCAUGGUUUCGCAGGGAGUUCCAAUGAUAUAUAUGGGAGAUGAAUAUGGACACACAAAAGGGGGAAACAACAAUACCUAUUGUCAUGAUAAUUAUCUUAAUUACUUCCAUUGGGACAAAAAGGAAGAAUCCUCAUCAGACUUCUUCAGAUUUUGCUGCCUUGUGACUAAGUUCCGCCAGGAAUGUGAAUCGCUAGGCUUAGAUGACUUCCCAACUUCAGAGAGGCUGCAGUGGCAUGGUCAUUUUCCUGGAAUGCCAGACUGGUCUGAAACUAGCCGUUUUGUGGCUUUUACCAUGGUAGACUUGGUGAAGGGAGAAAUUUACAUUGCUUUCAAUACGAGUCAUUUACCCUUCACAAUUACAUUGCCAGAGCGUCCUGGAUAUAGAUGGGAACCUCUUGUAGAUACCAGCAAGCCUACACCAUAUGAUUUCCUCACUCCUGACCUUCCUGGAAGAGAUAUUGCAAUACAACAGUAUGCUCAGUUUCUGGACGCCAAUAUGUAUCCCAUGCUUAGUUAUUCGUCCAUUGUCCUCCUGCGCACUCCAGAUCAAAAUGCGUUUAUGAGACGUGGAUUGAGAAGUGGGGUCAAGAAUAGAGGGUUUGGGAAUGUAAUGGUAAACACUGAAGAAUUCCAGAAAAAUCUAGACCGCACUCCAUAA
This is a messenger RNA of Sphenostylis stenocarpa, 2484 nucleotides long. The record is from the annotation of a GenBank genome assembly. NCBI's taxonomy places the organism in Eukaryota, Viridiplantae, Streptophyta, Magnoliopsida, Fabales, Fabaceae.